Molecule: messenger RNA, 4317 nt
Organism: Cuscuta campestris
Lineage: Eukaryota; Viridiplantae; Streptophyta; Magnoliopsida; Solanales; Convolvulaceae
Source: the annotation of a GenBank genome assembly
UUCUCAUUUUACAAUCGUGUUAGAUUAGUCGCAUUAAAAUUUUGACCAUAUAAAUUAAAUCAGACUGCAAUGAUUUUUUUUUACUAUGGAGGAAGCAUUUUUUUUUCCAUAGAUGAGAGACAUAAAGAAGGUUGCCAAAAUGGGAAGAAGGAUUUGCCAAAAGCUGAACACUCAAAGGAUCAUGAUAUAAUAUUACAUGAUGUGAUCAUAUUCAUCAUACUUUAUACCCUCGUAGCACGCUCUUCUCUCUGCUCUGAGUCGCCCUAACAAUGUCGCCGGCCAUCUUCUUCCUCUUGCUUCUCAUAUCCUGCUCGGCCUGCUCUGCAUCCUCCUUCUCCGCCCACGGACGCCGUAUUCUCCACCAGCCUUAUCAUCCUCUGCGUUCCGAUCCUCCUGUCUCCCUGCCGCCGGCAUCCACCGCUGACGGGAAUGCUCCCUUCUUCCCUUCCAACGGUAUGCCUCUGGUGCCUCCGUCUCCCAAGACGCUCGCGUCCUUCCCUGCGAAUAUCUCCUCCGUCGUCCUCCCGCGCGCCCAGGAACAUAAGCCCGUCCCUUCCACGCUCAUCGGCGCCGCCGUAGCUGGCGUGGCCGCCGCUGCGAUCGUUAUCGCGGUUUCCGUCUUGCUGGUCCGCCGGAAGAGGAGGAACGUUUCGGGUUUAUGUGAGGGGAAAGACCACAGAUCCGACAGCGGCAGUCGAUUGAGUUACUGCAAUAGCGCGGGCGGCGGCGGGAAUCUGCUCGUUCCGAAGCUCCAGAGGCCAUCCCAAACCAGUACUGAGUUCCUCUACUUGGGCACUAUGGUCAAUUUACACGGAGCGAUCGAAUCGCGCAAUAUGCAAAACCCUACUAGCAGUAUUUCUACCAGCAACGAGACGCCGCUAAAAAUGGACUCUCCGGAGCUCCGCCCGCUAGCGCCGCUUCACAGGCAGAGCUUUAACCUAAACUGCGAGAAUACCGAGCUUAAUUCCGAACUAGAGGAAGAAACUGACGUGUUUUAUUCUCCCAAAGGGUCGUUGGGCGAUAGAGAGAGCUCGAUCGGAACUGGAUCGGCUUCCAGGAGGGCAUUCUCUGCGGUCGAGGUCGAGAAUUUAGAACAAUCCUCAUCAUCAUCAUCAUCCUCUUCUUCUUCCUCGCCAAAGAUGUCUGUGUGUCUGAGCAUUUCCCCGCAGGCGAGUUUGAGCCCUAACAGCUCAAUGCUAAAGUCACAUGAAUCGCUUGCUGUUUGGACGGCUCCUCCUCCACUUCAGCAUCAACCUCACCCACCGCCUGUCUAUGUGGCACAUUGGGUUUAUGCAAGAGAAUCUGAUUCGCCUUCUCCUGCUAGUUCAUCCUCCCCGGAGAGAUAUUCUAGAAGAAGCAUAGAAUCAUCUCCUGGAAAUUCUGGCAUUUGGGAUCGGUGCGUAAAAUCUCCUCUUAGAAUUGUCAACGGUUUGGAAUCUCCAGUGAAGUUGGACUCUCCAUCUAGAAACAAUGGAAUGGGUAUUGAAUCUUCGGCGAGAAUCAGUUGUCUUGAUACAGAAUCUCAGGUAAGAACCAGGCAGCAGAGAAGCCCAAUUUCUGCUCCACCGUUCUCUUUGCCAUCGGCACCUCGCGGUAGCAGUCAAAAUCGAACACCUCCUCCUCCACCUCUGCCACCCCUGAGUAAACAAUUAGAAGGUCCAAACAGUCAUACUGAGAGUUCUGGGAAGAAUGAGGCGAUGCCGAAACCAAAAUUGAAGCCAUUGCAUUGGGAUAAAGUGAGGGGAAGGUCGGAGCGGGAAAUGGUGUGGGAUCAAAUCGAAUCAAGCUCAUAUAAGGUGAAUGAGGAGAAAAUUGAGACAUUGUUUGUCUUAAAUUCCCCAAAUUCGAAAUCAAAUCCACAGGAAACAACCCGAAGCCAAUUUCUUCCUUCGAGUAGCCAAGAAAACAUGGUCCUUGAUACGAAGAAGUCACAAAACAUUGCAAUCUUGUUGAGGGCACUAAGUGUCACCACUGAAGAAGUGUGUGGAGCUCUCAUAGAAGGAAAUGUUGACGCUCUUGGGAUUGAGCUUCUUGAGAGCUUGAUGAAAAUGGCUCCAUCUAAAGAAGAGGAGCGUAAGCUUAAAGAGUAUAAAGAUUAUUCACCAUUCAAACUUGGAACCGCUGAGAAAUUUCUCAAGGCAUUGCUUGAUGUGCCUUUCGCAUUCAAAAGAAUACAUGCAAUGCUUUACAUUUCCAAAUUUGACUCUGAGAUCAGCUCUCUAAAAGGUUCAUUUGAAAUUCUUGAGGCGGCAUGUGAAGAGUUGAGGAGCUGCAAGAUGUUUUUGAAGCUUCUGGAUGCUGUUUUGAAGACUGGGAACCACAUGAACGUGGGGACAAACUGUGGUGGUGCACAUGCAUUUAAGCUUGAUAAUCUCCUCAAGCUCGUUGAUAUCAAGGGUGCUGAUGGAAAGACUAGUCUCUUGCAUUUUGUCGUUGAAGAGAUAAUUACAAGUGAAGGUGCUCAUUUUGCUUAUCUAAACCAAAAUGGAAAGAAAGCUUUCAAUGAUGAUACCAUGCACCGGAGGCUUGGCCUUCAGGCUGUUUCUAGCCUCAGUUCAGAGCUAAGAAAUGUCAGGAAAGCCGCCACCAUGGAUUCGGAAGUCCUCCACGCUGAUGUUGUGAAACUUUCUGAAGGGAUUUUCGACAUUGUAGAGGUUGUAAAGUUGAAUGAAGCUACGGUAUUGGAUGAAAGUAGCACACACAAGUUUUCAGAAUCAAUGAACAGGUUUUUAAAAAUGGCAGAGGAUGAGAUUAUAAGGCUCCGAGCCCAAGAGAGUGUGGCUAUAUCUCUAGUAAAGGAGAUAACCGAAUACUUCCAUGGGAAUUCAACCAAAGAAGAGGCGCACCCGUUUAGAAUCUUCAUGGUGGUGAGGGACUUCCUGGCGAUUCUUGAUCGCGUGUGUAAUGAACUUGGAAUGAUAAAUGAGAGAACGUUGACCAGGCAUAUUCGACUAGGAGGAACAUGUUGGCUGCGACUGGGCACACUUGCAAGAAGCUCAAAGUUGAAAUCCAUUUUCAUGGACGCAUCAAUUGGAUCACGGUUUCUCAUCAUACACGUGGGGGGAGAGCAUCAAUGGAGCUGGGAUGAUUGCCCAAUUGACCGGUUGAAUAUCCGGGUUGCCCCACAAACCGGCAAGCCUGCAACUAAAUCCCUAGUUCUCCCUCCCCUCGUCGCCGGCGGUUGGACGGUGGGGAAGAAGCGAACCAUGCGGUUUCAGAUGCUUAAACAACCGUUAUGCAGCUACUACGCAUUCACCUCGAGAAAUAGCUUCAAUUUCCUCUCCAAAUCAGAAUUCGCUCCUCAGUUCUCCGCAAAACGGAUGGGAAUCAAGGGUCACGUUCAUAGAGGUUUUGCAACAUCGGCGAAGAUUCAGAACAAGAAGAGGAGACUAGAUGAAAUAUGCCUGGAGAGAUACCAACAAUAUAGUCGAACAUUUAUACAAUCUUGGAUUCUACAAGGGAAGGUGCUUGUGGAUGGUAAAAUUGUGACCAAAGCUGGAACUCCAAUCCCUGAGAAAGCUGUUGUGGAGAUCAUAGCUGAAGUUCCAAAAUAUGUAUGUAGAGGUGGACACAAGUUAGAAGCUGCUAUUGAGAAACUGGAGAUCGAUGUAGCUGGAAAGGUUGCUCUAGACUCUGGCUUGUCAACUGGAGGGUUUACUGAUUGUUUACUUCAGUAUGGUGCUUCCUAUGUUUAUGGUGUUGAUGUAGGAUAUGGACAGGUUGCUGACAAAAUCCGUCGGGAUGAACGUGUAAGUGUUAUAGAGAGAACAAACUUGAGGUACCUUUCUGACCUUCCGCAAAAGGUUGAUGUGGUGACUUUGGAUCUCUCCUUUAUUUCAAUACUUCUGGUCAUGCCAUCCGUGGUCAAUUUGAUGAAGGAAGAUGCAACAUUAGUUACUUUGAUUAAACCUCAGUUUGAGGCCCGCAGAAACCAAGUUGGGGGUGGUGGAAUAGUAAGGGAUCCAUUGGUCCAUCAAGAGGUCGUCGAGAAGAUUGUGAAUGGGGUGCAAAGUUAUGGCUUCCAAUGCAAAGGCUGGAUCGAGUCCCCAUUGAAAGGGGCUGAAGGAAACACAGAAUUUCUUGCUUGUUUCUACAGAGCAGCCAUUGAAAACACAGGCCAAGCUGGGGAAUAGUAACUCGAUCUAAUGAUUAUAGGAAAUAAACCUCAAAAAAAAGAGAAGGCUUUGUAGAAUUGAAUGCAUUUAGUUUAAUGUUUGCUGGGAUUAUUUAGUUUUAUCCAUCCAUUUUUAAUUUACUAUUGAUGUUGUCUUUAGGAACUCUUUACUGCUACAUUCGAAAGAAAGUUCUCGUUUCGGU